This is a messenger RNA of Schistosoma rodhaini, 4993 nucleotides long. NCBI's taxonomy places the organism in Eukaryota, Metazoa, Platyhelminthes, Trematoda, Strigeidida, Schistosomatidae. The record is from the annotation of a GenBank genome assembly.
ACUUGUUAGAAUCAAUCACGACGUAAGCGCGGUGAUUCGGAACUCGGCGUAUCUUUGCUAGUUUUCUGGCAUUUGCUUUGGGAAGAAUCAAUGUCUCAUUCCCCUGGCGACAAGGUUUUCGCUAAGAUCAAAGGAUUCCCCAACUGGCCUGCUAGGGUAAACCCCCUUCCACAUGAUGUACAAAUACCCAAAGGAAAACUUCCUAUAUUUUUCUAUGGAACUUAUCAAGUUUCGUUUGUUUCCGUCAAAAAUAUUGUUCCUUACGAGAAAUUUAAAGAUAAGUGGGGAAAGCCAAAGCCAAGCUCACAGUUCAUGGCAGCUAUGAAUGAAAUCGAAUCUAAUCCAGGCAUCUAUAUGUUGGGAGAGGAUCCUAGAGCUGAGAAUUUUCUGCACCAAUUUUACGACUUCAAACCAAUAGGUAGUGAAUGUGUUCGCCAAUACAAACGUCAGUAUUCCAGGAAGUCAAAAGUUGACAAUGACCAACCACUCAGUACUACUAAACGAGGGACAAGUAGUAAUGAUCAAAUAAAUCGUGUCAGUGAUGAUACAUCGAGUGAAAUAAGCACAGAUCAAUCGAGAGUCAAUAGCUUAGACCCAGCUCCUGAAGAUAGUAAUGAUGAAGAGACAUUGAUAGAUGAUAAAAAUCAUCACUUACAGUUUAAUAAUUAUCAGCAAGUGGAUAUAAGUUGUCCGGAGUUGCUUAGCCCUAGUUCAACAAUUGAUCAUCCAUCUGAUGAAAAAGAUUCUUAUCAAGAGAAUAGAGAAGCUCGUCGACUUGCUCGUAAAAUGCAGAAAAAAGCUGAGAAAAAAGCUUUAAAGAAGGCUGCUAAGCGAGAGGCAAAACGAUUAGCAAAAGAGAAACGAGCUGAAAGACGUGCUCGACGAGAAGCUAAACGUGAAUUAAAACGUCUUCAUAAACUGGAAAAAUGUCGUUUAACGGAACAAGAAAGUUUAGAUUUUGAUGUUCAAGAAUCGAAUACGAGAAAUCCUGACGUUAACCUAGAGAGCUCUAGUAAUCAUGCAUGGGAUGAAAAUCACUGGUCUUCUGCUUCUCAUUCUGAGCCUGUUCAAACUAAUGAAGAUUCUACCGACUCCAGUUCUAACAAACCCAUCGUGCCUACCUUGGAGGAUAAAUGUGCCAACCCGCUUCAAUUCAUACAUCAGCCUAAUGAUGAUGAUGAUGGUAUAUUUUCAAAUCAUCAAAAUGACAACUCUUCUUCCGAUGGAGAACUUUUAACUAAAGAAAUGAAGUUCUCAAACAUUACACCUUCAGAAUAUGAUAAACACGAAUAUUCUAUUGGAAAUAAACGCACAGGAAUAUUUUUACAUUCUGAUGAAAGCGAUAAUGAAAGUUCUCAACUAUUAAAUGGGGCAAUGAAAUUGGAAAGUAGUGAAAUUCCUCCGAAGAAAAAAGCUAAAACAGAAUUAAUUAACGAUAAUGAUGAUGAUGACGACAGAAUGUGUCAUUCUGAAAUGAAAAUUAUGUCAUCAUCAAAAUCAACUGGUCAUCACUCUCAAACGAACAAUGAACAAGAUGUCAAACAAUCAGUAGCAGUAAACGAAGCUACUGACUUAUUGACAGUUGAGGGGUUUAACAAUUCAAAAUCACCUGUUUCUGAACUUUUAUCGGAUGCUGUCACUAAACGUGGAGUCGUCACUACUACUACUAGUAAUAAUAAUAAUAAUAGUAAACAAAAGAAGUCUGAACAACAUCGUUCUCGUUUACGUAAAAAGAAACCUAUCUCUAUAUCACUUGAUUCAGAUGAAGAUGAAAUAAAUCCUGAAAAGAAAGUAAUCAACCUACAUGAUUCCUCAUCAUCAUCUCCAUCACCUUUAUCAUCAUCAAAUGAUUCUGACAUAGAGAAUUCAAAGAGCAAAGACCAACUAUCUUCACAGUUGAAAGAGAAAAGUCGAGAUUCUUCACCAAAAUCCUCAACAAUAAACAAAUCAAAUCGACCUAGAAAAUCGAGAAAUCAAAAAUCUAAUCAAAAAACUAAUAAUAAUAAUAAUUUGAAAAUGAAAAGCAAACAAUCAGAAGUCAAACAGACUACCGCAUCAAAUACCAGUGUACGAGAUGAAAAAAGAGCCUCUAACGAUUCAAGUGGUAUUCGUCACGUUACACCAUCGAAUGAUCCUGUCACUCAAUUGAAUCAAUGCUGUCGUGACCUAAAAACCAGUCUAAUCAAAGGUCAUGAGAAUUUUGUCGAAGCGGUACAAUUAUUGAAUAAGGUUCGUUCUAUCCCUGUUCGACUUCCUCAGUUAGCUGAAGCUUGGGAUCUUAUGGAUUGUAUUAAAAAAUGUCGACGGUAUAAACUGUCAAGUGAAGUUCGUGAAGCUGCUCAAACAACAUUUCAAUUUUUUCAAUCUUUACAAGCAAAUACAACCAAAGAAGAGCUCUCUAAAGCACAAGCACUAAUUGCAUCUCAUCAAAAUCGUAUUCAUUCAAUUCAAGAUUCUGUAAUAGAAAGUACUUCAAAAACUGAUUCACUACCUACUUCCACUGAUGUUCAUAAUAAACAAACAUUACAAAAUAAUACAAAUUCAAAUAAUAAUUCUGAAUCAUCAUCGAAUCAUGCCACCGACACUAAUACCAAUACAACUACUACUAUUACAAAUGAACCUGAAAAUUUAACAGCUGAUUUAGAAGCAAAAGUCGAUGAUGUCCUAUCACGAAUACGUGCAACAGAAGAACGAAUGGCUGCUGCUGCCGUUUCAUCUACACGAUCUGAUACACCAUAUAAAUCUAUAUCUAAUCAUGUAACCAAUUCCUCGAUAAGAUCUACAGGAGGUCGAACAAUCAGAGCAUCGGCCGUCGCUGCAGCCACUGCCCAUAUGCAUGAUGAAGAAGAUGAAGAAUCUGUCAUGUCGCGUGUUGAACAAGUGGCCGCUUACGAGGCAGGCGCAAUAGAUUAUUCAAAUUCAGCUAGUUUAGGGUCUCCACCCCCGCCUCCGCCUCCCCCGCCAUCAUUAUCUUUUAGCUCUGUUGGUCCGUCUGACCAACUUGAAGCAAAAACAUCCCCUAGUGUUGACCACUUAGAUCUUGAUUCACGUAUACAGUUGUUUAUGUCGGCAGCUAGUUCACAAAAAUCUGUUAAGUCCUCUAACUCAAACCCUAUAAUCAGUGUAGGUAAAUCAGAAAUGACACCUAAAGCACAAUCUCAUCAUAUUCAGCAGAAUUCAACCUCAUCGACAUCGUCAUCCUCUACUUCAUCUUCUACACUUCCAUCCACAUCAUUAUCAUCAUCUAGCCUAUUACCAGUUCUUUUAGCUAAACGUAAACUAAUAGCAGAUAAAUUAGCUGCAGUUAAAGCAUCUGGUUCUCCGAUUAAAUCAUGUCAUCCUGUCACUUCACCAUUACCAUCACCAUUAUCCAAUAAUAAUGAAUUAAAUAUUGUAGAUAAAUUAUCCUCUUCAAUUAUUACUACAACCAUCACUACUACUCCUACUACUACUAUUCAUACACCUCCAUUAUCGACCAAAAGGUUGAAUACUGCAAAAAUGCCUUCGAAAGAUGAAGAAUUGUAUGAUUUAUUAGAUAUUUGUUGAAAUGGAUUCUGAUAAAAACACGUAUCAACAUUGAAACGAUACCAUGGAAAUAUGUUUUUUUUAUAUUCAUGGAAAUAUUUGAUAAGUCGGUUAGCAACUAUGUGUUGAGUCUGCUUCCGGAGAACUUCAACGGAGCCCCCAGAGGUCCAAAAAGGAGCCGGAGAGCCCUAACCAAUCAGAGUAUGAUGGAACAUUCUAGAAUUCUAACGUGGCGUGUUACUAUUGGUCGGUAGCAUAAUAUGUCGUUAAUGGAUUGGCUGAAAUAUCAUGUUGAUUUAACAGACGCUAACAUCUAUAAAUACCCAUGAUUUUCUGUACAAAACGAACCCAGGAGUAAAGUGUUUCUCUCAUACUUGCGUCUUCUCUCUGGUGUUCAAGUCGCUGAGUAGUUCUAGCCUGUGGGUUACCAGAAUAGCUUAGGAAACGAAUAUAGCGUUCAAUCGACGAGACGUAUCAGAUACUAUCUAUACUCACGUCAUUGGCAAAUCGAUUCACGUAUUCGAACCAUAAGAAAAUCAAUUAUCGUUUGUUUUCUAUAAAUAUUUAUACAGUAUAUACUACUAACACUACUACUACUUUAGUGAACAGGAACACUGGUGGGGACAAUCAAAUGUAAUUAAGCACAAAUCACAGACUAUCUCAUUGCAAACUGACAACCAUACAGCAAACAGUUAAUUGGCAAACUAUCAAUCAAUUGUCUCCAUCUUCACUGUUUCUUCUGUAAAUAUCAGUUCAUCUUCGCUAAUUCCACUGUUCAUGCAUUUUCCUACCAAUUGCGCUUCAUUCCUGUUCUUUCCUUACCAAUCUUCUGCCGAAAUACAUUCUAUGUCUGACCAUCACCAUAUACUACUUAUAUGGAUAUAAGUAGACCACACUACACUACUACUAUGUAUUUGAAAUUAUUCUCAUGGUAACAUUAUUAUCAACAGUUAUAGGCAUCAAGUUGAAAAGAUUAAGAAUCCGUUAUGAUAACGUAGAUAAAUGUUUAUCAUGUUUGAUUUUGUUUAUGACCUUGAAUUCCAGCAUUUAAUGGUGUAUACAUUUCUUACUUCAUGUUUUCAUAUCUUAUUCCUAAUGUUUGUAUUUAUUAUUUUCAAUCUCUUAUGUAAUUAUGCUGAUGUAAUCUGACAACUUGAUCUAAUAUGUAUAUAUUGUUACAAGGGGGAGGGAGGGCACCGGAUACAUAUACGCUAUACAAGUCACUUGAUGUGUGUGUGUGUGUACUAUGAUACUCCCCGGGUGCCCAAACUGAAUUACUGUAUCUUUUUUUCUCUCACUAGAUUUAUACUCAUUUAAGAUUAUUGAAAAAUAAUUUGAUGAUUUUCUUUUUCACCAUAUAUAUAGUCUUUCAAAAUAUGAUCAUUAUUUGUAUAGAUGUCAGUAUGUUUAUUACAACAUCAAGAGAUGUAAAACAGUGUUCUUGUACUUGUUUGAAUCUUCCCAUUGA